This is a messenger RNA of Trypanosoma brucei brucei TREU927, 132 nucleotides long. RefSeq lists its product as hypothetical. Lineage: Eukaryota; Euglenozoa; Kinetoplastea; Trypanosomatida; Trypanosomatidae. The transcript has a single exon. Bases 1 to 132 code for a protein of 43 amino acids. The record is from RefSeq and is a predicted model, not a curated record.
AUGAACUACUUCUUUGAAGUCCCUUCACCGAAGCGCCUAAUCAGUGGGAAUAAUAUAAUGUGUACGUGUAUAUGUAUGAAUGUAUGUGUGUUGGGGUUGGGGUGGGGUAACAGUGGGGGGAAAAAAGAAUAA